Gadus macrocephalus (Pacific cod) is the source of this 2996-nucleotide messenger RNA. Its product is annotated as zinc transporter ZIP12-like. The coding region runs from base 870 to 2996 and encodes 708 amino acids. Gene Ontology annotation, molecular function: zinc ion transmembrane transporter activity. The transcript is spliced from 12 exons. Gene Ontology annotation, biological process: intracellular zinc ion homeostasis; zinc ion import across plasma membrane. Lineage: Eukaryota; Metazoa; Chordata; Actinopteri; Gadiformes; Gadidae. Gene Ontology annotation, cellular component: membrane. The record is from RefSeq and is a predicted model, not a curated record.
AUGCUGUGGUAUUUCUCUCCUGGCUGGGUCGUUUGUAAUGGUGUGUGUGUGUGGAGCCGUAGGCUGGAUGUGGGGGCAGACACAGAGCGAACAGCUACCGUUGGCAGGGCGGAGGGCUGACUCAGACAAUCACUGAGAACAGAUCAUCUACUGGUGCCAACCAGCACUGUGUCCCCAUGAUGUUACUCAUAGAGUUCAAGCUCCUCAUACAGAACAUGCAGCAGAAUGUGAGUCACUACCACUCAGAAAACCUUGUUUUUAAGCGUGUAAAGUGUGUUAAGACGGACUACAACAAGACAGUCUAUGGUUAAAACCCAUAAACCUCUCUCUGCGGGCUGUUCAUAAACAACAACCUUUUGUCCUAAAGGUUGGAGCUUUGGAGGUUUACCAACCUGCUACUUCACUGUGAGGGGACCAUGCCGGCGCAUUCGCACUCUGCUUUCCUCUAUACUUCAUACAACAUUAAUUAGUUUCUCUCCAGUCGGACCCCCUCCCCACCCCCCUUCUCUGUUCCCUCUCACUUCCUUGCACUAAUCCUCUUGUUGUGGUCAGAGGGGCCCCAGCCACGGCCCGGCCGGCCCACCAUUCUGGGGGCGAGCUGGGGGUGAAAGGUGCCGUGCCGGGCCCCCCUCGCGGCUCAUUAUGGAUGCCACCUCCUCCUUCUCCUAGUCCUCCUCUUCUUCCACAACUCACUGUUGGGUUCCGUACAGUGGACCCCUCUCCUGUACCUCCGGUUCUCCCCCAGGCCCCCGCCGAGGUGCAGCGUCUCCCCAGCGAGGGGAGCUGUGGUUCAGGCCAAGGUCAGACGGUGUCCGGGCUACAGGGGGACCUGGGCGUUGGAGGCCAGCGACCAGGAGAGAGGAGGAGAAAUGAGACCCGCCAGGAGGGAAGCGAUCCACGUGCUGUGGCUGGUGGUCUGUCUGCUUGAGACGGCGCCGGGGGUCGAAGGUGAAGAGCGUGGCUAUCUGCAGGAGGCUCUGGGCACCUUGGGUCUGUCGGACCCCGGGGGAGGACCUCCUCAGCUCCAGAAGGCCCAGCUCGGCGUGCUCUCCGGCAGGGCGCUACGGGCCGUGCACUGCGGGGAGCUGAUGGGUGGCGCCCAGGACGGCUGCGACCAGUGCCUGAGGCCUGCCGUGGUCCUCUCCGCCCUGGAGGACGACGGGGAGGUGUACAUCGGGGAGGAGAACUACGCCCGCGUCGCCACGGUGACACUCUAUUACAUCAUCCACAUGGCCGACCUGUGCGUCUCCAACGCCGCGUCCUCCUCGUCCUCACUCUCCGCCGCACCUCCCCCAGACUUCUCCUUCUACGUCCUGGCCCUCGCCAACCUCAGCCCUGAUCAGGAGGACCCGCACCUCCUGUCCACCGCGGAGGUCCGCAGCAUCCUCCAGGUCAUCAACCAGCACUACCAACCAGCUUCUCCUCACACACAGUGUGUCGACGCCGGUCACCUGAUGGAAGAGGCUGGAGGAAAGGAGGAGGUCUUGGGUCUCGCUUCCUCUUCCUCGGUGUCCCGGCUGGCGGCCGCCAUCUUGACCCACCUCCUGCUGGGCGACUGUUUCAGCCGGACAGACCUCCCGCCGCCUGCCUUCUUCACCGACUACAUCUUCCAGGCUCUCAACUGCACCACGGACCUCCACCUUGUGGAAUUGGAGGACCUGCUUCACCAACUAGGAGUGGGAGGAGGAGGAGCUAACCACACCAAUGCUAGAAAGAGUCGGGGCCUAACAGGCUCCUCCCAGGAAAAGGCGGGGCCUCACCAGGAAGAAUUCAGCCAUCAGACUAUAACCGCUGCAGACUGGACAGCGUCAUGCUUUUCGGCCUAUCAGCUGGUGGAUAUUUUUGCCAUGGAUUCUCGUUCGCCGAUCUCAAAAGACAGCUUCAGCCAUAUAUGUCCGGCCAUCAUCCAGCAGUUGCUAGGAAACGCCUGUCAGUCUUCAGAGCAGGCGUCCAGAGCAGCUCCGCCCACUGCCAUGGAGAAGUAUGGCUACAGUACCGCGGCCGUUCUGCUCAUCACGCUGGGCUCCAUGUUUGGUAUCUGCCUGAUCUCCUUCAGCUCCUGCCAGCAGACCUACCAGCUACUGCUGCAGCUGUUUGUAGGCCUAGCUGUGGGCACGCUGUCUGGGGACGCCCUGCUGCACCUCAUCCCCCAGGUCCUUGGAGUGCAUGGUGGUCACGGUCAUGGAGCUGAGGAGGGGAAGGAGUACCUCUGGAAAGUUCUGGGGGUCAUCGCUGGAAUCUAUGGUUUCUUCCUGCUGGAGAAACUCUUCUCCGUCCUGGUUCCAUCUCACGGACAUGGCCAUUCACACGACAGGCCUCUGGAGCUGAACUGCAACGAGCAAUCAGAGAGGGACAAGUCCAUCUCCACCAUGCAGCUGGGAACUGUAGAAGAAAGUACAGACACCACCGAACAAACAGAGCCAAGCAGGCCGCCUCCUCAAAGGCGCCCGGUGCCGCUGCUUGCCGUCAUGGUCGUCGUGGGCGACAGCCUUCAUAACUUUGCAGAUGGUCUGGUCGUCGGCGCCGCCUUCUCCUCCUCCGCCGAGAGCGGCAUGGCAACCACUGUGGCCAUCCUCUGCCAUGAAAUCCCCCACGAGAUGGGAGACUUUGCGGUGCUGCUGAACGCCGGGCUGUCGGUGAAGACGGCGGUGCUGAUGAACUUCCUGAGCGCCCUCACUGCCUUCCUGGGCCUCUACAUCGGCCUGUUCGUCUCCACGGAGACCACGGUGCAGCAUUGGAUCUUCAGCGUCACCGCCGGCAUCUUCCUCUACCUCUCGCUGGUGGAGAUGGUGAGCAGCAGCCGCCAUUUUGGAUCUGCAUUAACAAAGAUGAAAAAAAGGGCAACACGCUGUGCUCAGUGGUUUUUAAGAGGAGCGGUGAUCGACAUUUUAUUUAGAGGGACUUUCAAGUUGGCGGAUAAAGCAGACCAGAACAAUCUGAGAUGUUUGCCACACGAGGAGCCAGAGCUUCCAGUAACCUCCCUGUUUGGGUCCUAA